ACCCAGUAGCAUUGAUGUACGUCCGGACUUCGCGACUAACGUGGCGAGGCAUACUUGCUAACGCGCUCCAUUCCAGUUUGAACGAGGCACGAUUUCCUACAUGAUAACAGCAACUCUGACGCGUCCGACCUCGAUAUCUCCGACAUCAUCCUGCGAUCGAAAAAUCCAGUUGGUCGAGCAAAUAGACAUUGGCUCCCUCGCGCCGCCUCGCCCCCGAACCAUCUACCUCGAGCCAAUCUCCAAGAAAUCGAGACGAAAGCGGACCGCUGGCAACGACAAGAAUGCUGCCACAGUGGAAACUACGGAGCAAGGGUCAGAUGCUGAGCAGCACGAUGCUGAGCGUGUGGUAGAGUCACCAGCGCCGACAGAAGAUCAUCCGCAUGAUCCGCUCGAAUACCCCCGAAGCCCAACGCACACCGAUAUACAGAGCGAAGUCAGCGGCGACAGUACCGUCAGCUCGAGCACGGGUAUCAGUCUGGCUAGGGCUGAGCCUCAGUUGGCCAGCAGCUCGCUGACAAAUUCAAAAAUGCAAGCUGUCGAUGAAAAGACGAUUACGGCAACGAUUGAGAUGCUGAAGGGCGGGGCUUUACCAGGCGACACAGUGUCAGUCAAGGUCUCGGUGCAGCACAUCAAACGGAUAAAGAGCAUGCAUGGUGUCAUUGUCACCAUGUACCGGCAGGGCAGGGUUGAUACGGCACCGCCAGCUUCCAUGUUCGCCGACAUCAUGUCGAAAGAAGAGACCCGCAAGCUGGCGAAAGAAGACUACUACCCGCGGUCACGGACUGGGCUUGGUGGCCUUUCGCUGACCUCGACUUCGUCACUGAGCGUCUUCCGGAAGGACCUGUCCCAGUCUGUUGCUCCACUCAUUAUCGAUCCAGUUACGCUGGAAACGACGGUGACAGCAUCGCUCAAGGUGCCCGAAGAUGUUUUCCCGACCAUCAAAGGCGUGCCUGGGGAUAUGGUCAGCUUCAAGUACCAAGUGGAGGUCCUGGUCGAUUUGGGUGGCAGGCUCGCGAGCCAACUUCAAGGUGGAGGCCAGUCCAGGGUAGCUCAGUUCGCACCCGGGUCGGGAGCCACCGAUGGCAACAACGCGGCGCUCAACUCGUGGGGAGGAAACGUGAUAGACACGGAUCGGUUACGACGCGAAAAAGGUGUCAUAUCGGUCGUUUUUGAGGUCAUUCUAGGUUCUACGGAUAGUUCAAGGUUACGCGGGCGGAGUAAUACGUUGCGGACGUUGCAGAUGCGAGAAGGAUCGCUCAGCAGGGAAGAAGUUUCUAGCCCCUGGCCGACGGACGAUAUCCACGCGGACGACGGUGAGAGCUACUGGCCGCAGCCUCCCGAGAUGCCGGGCCCUCUCAGCCGGCAGCCUACGAUCACGAUACACCCCACGAGUCCUCCAGAUGAGAUGCAAGCACCAGCUUACGUACCUCCCCCACAAGUUCCGGACGAGGGUAGCAUGACGGAGAAAGAGCGGGCACGGCGUCAAGAAGAGAGACUUUUACCGAGUCGACCGCCCCAGAUAUCAGAAGCGGGCCCGUCAGGGGCAUCAGCACCGGAGCCGAACAUCUACGACGCCGAGGACGAGCCCCAGUCCGAACUGCAAUCGCACCACGGUGCGAAUGUGGUGGAGGAAGAGGCAUCCGCGCCAACGCUGGAAGAUAUAUCUACCCAUCAAGAAGCGCGGACAGAAGACAAACAGGAGCUCGAGCGGCAACGGCUGCUGGUCGAAGCCAGCGCGCCACCGGAAUUCCCAGACGAUUACGAUGCGGGACCCAGUGCGUCGGCAUCGGCACCGCCAGCGGACGUGGCCGAGCCGUCGGCGCCGGUACUAGCGGACGAAGACGACUACGGGCAGCAGUACAGUUACAGCACAGAAGCAGGCGCUGGACAGUCCAGCCACCAACACCACGCAGCAGGCUCAGAACCGCUGCCGAGGUAUGAGCGAUGAUGACACAUUGGGAGAGGGGUGGGGAGCACGAGGUACGAAGAACCAUGGUUGAAUAGUGUAUAAUAAGUGUGGUUGUUGUGAGCAUUUGCGAGUGCGUCAUCUACAAAGUAACUAUAGAGACACGAACGUGUGAAACGAAAAUUUGAGAGCGAAAAUACAGCAAGCAAUAUGACAUA
Molecule: messenger RNA, 2124 nt
Organism: Colletotrichum godetiae
Lineage: Eukaryota; Fungi; Ascomycota; Sordariomycetes; Glomerellales; Glomerellaceae
Exons: 1
Coding region: 101-1948 (615 amino acids)
Source: RefSeq, a predicted model, not a curated record